This is a messenger RNA of Knipowitschia caucasica, 3654 nucleotides long. Lineage: Eukaryota; Metazoa; Chordata; Actinopteri; Gobiiformes; Gobiidae. The record is from the annotation of a GenBank genome assembly.
AUGUCUUUUCACAGUAUGGCUGUGUAUCGGGGGAUGCUGACCGCUCUCUUUUGUCUUGCAUCUCAGGAGUUUGCUGCGCUGACCAAGGAGCUGAACGUCUGCAGGGAGCAGCUGCUGGAGAAGGAGGAGGAGAUCUCAGAGCUCAAAGCCGAAAGGAACAACACGAGGCUGCUGCUGGAACAUCUGGAGUGCCUUGUGUCACGACAUGAGAGGUCUUUGCGGAUGACGGUGGUGAAGAGGCAGGCACAGUCCCCUUCAGGCGUCUCCAGUGAAGUGGAGGUCCUCAAAGCUCUCAAGUCCUUGUUUGAACACCAUAAAGCCCUGGAUGAGAAGGUACGAGAGCGGCUACGGGUCUCACUGGAGAGAGUGUCUGCACUGGAGGAGGAGCUCACCGCAACCAACCAGGAGAUUGUGGCCUUACGAGAGCAGAAUGCACACUUCCAGAGGAAAGUGGCCGCUGGAGAAGGAGAGGACUUACUGGACGUCACUGAUAUUCCACAGAAGCUACCAGCCAAGAGAAUAUCCAACGGUCUGGAGUCGGCCCAUGAGGCGAGUCAGGUGGUGGAGCUGCAGGACCUCCUGGAGAAGCAGAACUAUGAGCUGGCACAGAUGAAGGAGCGCAUGUCCUCUCUCUCCUCCCGAGUGUCCGAGGUGGAGCUAGAGCUGGAGACUGCUCGCAAAGACCUCAUUAAGUCAGAGGAGAUGAACAACAAGUACCAGAGGGACAUCAAAGAGGGUAUGUGUCAAAAAGAGGACAUGGAGGAGAGAAUUGUGACCCUGGAAAAGCGCUACCUGAGUGCCCAGCGAGAGUCCACUUCUGUGCACGACGUCAAUGACAAACUAGAAAAUGAGUUAGCCAAUAAAGAAGCCUUCCUCCGUCAGAUGGAAGAAAAGAACAGGCAGCUGCAGGAGCGACUGGAGCUGGCGGAGCAGAAGCUGCAGCAAACCAUGAGAAAAGCCGAGACGCUGCCGGAAGUGGAGGCCGAGCUGGCCCAGAGGAUAGCAGCUCUAACUAAGUGUGACUCCAGCUCAUCAUCUUCACCUGAUGAUUAUCAUUUUGUUGUGGAGGCUAAAAUCCAAGACAUGAACAGCAUUCUUAGGAAGGCGGAGGAGCGGCACGGGAGCAUUGAAGAGAGGAUGAGGCACUUGGAAUGCCAGCUGGAGGAGAAGAACCAGGAGUUGCUCCGGGCAAGACAAAGAGAAAAGAUGAACGAAGAGCACAACAAGCGUUUGUCCGACACAGUGGACAGACUUCUGACCGAGUCCAACGAGCGUCUGCAGCUGCAUCUGAAGGAGAGGAUGGCUGCUCUGGAGGAGAAGAAUUUGUUAAUCCAUGAUUCAGAAGGCUACAGAAAACAGUAUGAGGAAUCAAUCCAUGAAAAAACACAUUUGGCCGAGGAAAUAGACAAACUCAGAUCAGAACUGGACCAAUUCAGACUGAGAGGAGGCUCACUCACAGAACCCUCCCUUUCAAGAUCUCACCUGGAUACGUCCGCGGAGCUACGGUUUUCUCUCGGGUCUCUGGCUGAAACUCAGUCAGAUCAUUAUCAUUCAGCCAAGGUCAUCCGCCGGCCCAGGAGAGGCAGAGUGGGUCUGCAAGAAACAAAGGCCAAAUCUCUGGGGGAUCAUGAAUGGCGGUCGCAGCAGCUCGGGGUGCUUGGGGGGCAUCACUUUGAGAGCGAUACGGAGAUGUCGGAUAUCGAUGACGACGACAGAGAAACACUUUUCAGCUCCAUGGAUCUGCUUUCCCCCGGGGGUCACUCUGACGCUCAGACUCUGGCCAUGAUGCUGCAGGAGCAACUAGACGCAAUCAACAAGGAAAUACGAUUAAUCCAGGAAGAGAAAGAGUCGACAGAGCUGCGGGCUGAAGAGAUUGAAAACCGUGUCGCCAGUGUGAGCCUGGAGGGCCUGAACUUGGCUCGAAUGCACCACCAUGGAGCCUCUAUCACAGCCUCUGCCACCGCGUCCUCCCUCGCCUCUUCAUCGCCCCCUAGUGGACGCUCCACCCCCAAACUAGACCACCGAAGUCCUGCACGAGACAUGGAACGCAUGGGUGUCAUGACACUGCCAAGUGAUCUAAGGAAACAUAGAAGAAAGAUUGCAGAAGAAGAUGGUCGUGAGGACAAGGCCACAAUAAAGUGUGAGACAUCUCCUCCCCCAACGCCCCGCACCGUCCGCAUGACACACACACUGCCAAAUACUUCGCACAAUGAUGCACGAGGGAUUGUGGCCUCUCUGGAGGCUGAGGCAGGCACCCUGAGCAGCGUAGGAAGCAGCCAAGACUCCCUUCACAAGCAGCCAAAGAAGAAGGGCAUCAAAUCCUCCAUCGGACGUUUGUUUGGCAAGAAAGAGAAAGGCCGGAUGGCCCAUCUGGCACACAGACAUGUGAUGGUCGAUCCACAAGCCACAAUGAUGGACCUCGACAUGUCUGGACAGGAGAUGGGCGUUAGCAAACUCGGCACUCAGGCUGAAAAAGAUCGCAGGUUGAAAAAGAAACACGAGCUUCUGGAAGAGGCAAGAAGGAAAGGUCUACCUUUUGCUCAAUGGGACGGACCCACUGUAGUUGCCUGGUUGGAGCUGUGGUUGGGGAUGCCUGCUUGGUACGUGGCUGCGUGUCGUGCAAACGUCAAGAGUGGAGCCAUAAUGUCAGCGCUUUCUGACACCGAGAUCCAGAGGGAGAUCGGCAUCAGUAACCCUCUGCACCGACUGAAGCUGCGUCUGGCCAUUCAGGAGAUGGUCUCCCUCACCAGUCCCUCAGCACCCCCCACCACCAGAACUCAAUCAGGCAAUGUUUGGGUGACCCAUGAGGAGAUGGAGACCCUGGCUGCCCCCUCCAAAACGAAAUCAAGUUUGGAUGAAGGGAGUUGGGCUCAGACUCUAGCUUAUGGGGAUAUGAACCAUGAGUGGAUUGGGAACGAAUGGCUGCCCAGUCUUGGACUACCUCAGUACCGCAGCUACUUCAUGGAGUGCCUGGUGGAUGCCAGAAUGUUGGACCACCUCACGAAGAAGGACCUUAGGGUGCACCUUAAAAUGGUGGACAGUUUUCACAGAACAAGUUUACAAUAUGGCAUCAUGUGUCUGAAAAAGCUCAACUAUGACAGAAAAGAACUGGAGAGACGACGAGAGCAUAGUCAACAUGAUUUAAGAGAUGUGCUGGUGUGGAGCAAUGAGCGGGUGAUCCGCUGGGUGCAGAGCAUCGGCCUGAGGGACUAUGCCAACAUCCUGCUGGAGAGCGGCGUCCACGGGGCCCUAGUGGCUCUUGACGAUAACUUUGACUACACUAGUUUGGCUCUGGUUCUCCAGAUACCCAACCAAAACACUCAGGCACGUCAGAUUCUGGAGCGAGAGUACAACAAUGUGCUGGCCCUGGGUACUGACCGGCGAUUGGAGGAGUGCGAUGAUAAAGACUUCAGAGGCCCUUCCUGGAGGAGGCAGUUCCCCCCGAGGGACGUGCACGGCAUCAGUAUGAUGCCAGGGUCAGCAGAGACUCUUCCUGCUGGCUUCCGGCUCACUGCAUCCGGUCACCCUCGAAGACUGCCCCCUGAUGUCCUCUAUGAGGCUCUGGAUGACAGUCCUGAUGACACAUAUCUGGACUGGUUUCAAGUCGGCCCGUCUGCAGUGCAGAGGCUGGACAGCUCCACGUUGCAGUUCUGA